This is a messenger RNA of Trypanosoma rangeli, 687 nucleotides long. RefSeq names its product 25 kDa translation elongation factor 1-beta. The record is from RefSeq and is a predicted model, not a curated record. Bases 1 to 687 code for a protein of 228 amino acids. The transcript has a single exon. Gene Ontology annotation, molecular function: guanyl-nucleotide exchange factor activity; translation elongation factor activity. Lineage: Eukaryota; Euglenozoa; Kinetoplastea; Trypanosomatida; Trypanosomatidae. Gene Ontology annotation, cellular component: cytosol; eukaryotic translation elongation factor 1 complex. Gene Ontology annotation, biological process: translational elongation.
AUGUCUGUUAAGGACGUCAGCAAGAAGAGCGGUGAGCUGGAGGGGAAGCUCAAGGGGAAGCUGUUCUUGGGUGGCACAAAGCCCUCCGAGGAGGACGUGAAGCUGUUUAACGACUUGCUUGGUGCCAACAACACAUGUCUGUACCGUUGGGUGAAGCAUAUGGCCUCCUUCACGGAAGCGGAGCGCAAGGCGUGGGGUUCCCCAGUGAAGGUAACUGCUCCUGCUCCUGCCCAGGCCGCUGCUGCUGCUGCUGCUGCUGCUGUAAAGGAAGCACCAAAGAAGGCUGUCCAUGCUCCCGCCAAGAAGGAGGCUGACGACGACAUUGACCUGUUCGGGGAUGCGACAGAGGAAGAGACAGCUGCUCUCGAGGCCAAGAAGAAGAAGGACGCUGAGACCAAGAAGGCCAAGAAGGAGAUCAUCGCCAAGUCAUCCAUCCUGUUUGACGUUAAGCCAUGGGACGAUACCGUGGACCUUGAGGCGCUGGCGAAGAAGCUGCACGCCAUUGAACGCGACGGCCUGCUCUGGGGCGACCACAAGCUGGUGCCUGUGGCGUUCGGCGUGAAGAAGCUGCAACAGCUCAUCGUUAUUGAGGACGACAAGGUCUCCAGUGAUGAUUUGGAGGAUUUGAUCAUGUCGUUUGAGAAUGACGUGCAGUCUAUGGACAUUGUCGCCUGGAACAAGAUCUAA